AUGCCUUGCAGGGUUCCCACGGAUACGCCCAGAUACAACUUCUUCCUCUAUAAACACUCCCAUGAAGGGGACUACUUGGAAUCUGUGGGUCAGUCUCAGUCAUUGAUUUUCUGCCCUAAUCAUUCUACUCUCUCUCUCCCUUCAUUCAAUUACAUUAAAAUACAAUGGUGCACUAUUAUAAUGUUAUAAAUACUGACCAAAGAGCAGCAGGUCCAACCCCCUCUCUUCAUCUACUCCAUGCCCGGGUACAGCUGUAGCAUUAAAGAGCGGAUGCUGUACUCCAGUUGUAAGAGUCGACUGCUGGAUGAGGUGGAGAAAGAUCUGGAAGUUGCCAAGAAGGUAAUCCACUGAAAUUCAGAUAUUGCAUACACAAUGUGGUCUUUGUGUUUUUACAAUAUUGCUCUGUGCCUGAGUGGAAGUGCACAUUUACUCUGUGUUAUUGUAAACUCAGCAUAAAAAGAAACGUCCUCUCACUGUCAACUGCGUUUAUUUUCAGCAAACUUAACAUGUGUAAAUAUUUGUAUGAACCUAACAACAUUCAACAACUGAAACAUAAACUGAACAAGUUCCACAGACAUGUGACUAACAGAAAUUGAAUAAUGUGUCCCUGAACAAAAGGUGGGGGGGGGGGGGGGGGGGGGCAAAAUCAAAAGUAACAGUCAGUAUCUGUCCCAGAUCCGGGCUCUUCGCAGAACACUGACAUUCCUGUCUUGCAGGAAAUCACACACAGAACGAGCAGUAUGGCUGGUGGCAUUGUCAUGCUGGAGGGUCAUGUCAGGAUGAGCCUGCAGGAAGGGUACCACAUGAGGGAGGAGGAUGUCUUCCCUGUAACGCACAGCGUUGAGAUUGCCUACAAUGACAACAAGCUCAGUCCGAUGAUGCUGUGACACACCGCCCCAGACCAUGACGGACCCUCCACCUCCAAAUCGGACUGAGCACCUCCAAAACUCUGUUACUCUGUGUUAUUGUGUUUACUGUGUUAUUAUAUUUACUCUGUGUUAUUGUAUUUACACUGUGUUAUUACUAUGUGUAAUUGUAUUUACUCUGUAUUGUUGUAUUUACUAUGUGUAUUGUAUUUACUCUGUGUUAUUGUAUGUACUCUGUGUAUGUAUUUACUCUGUGUUAUUGCAUUUACUGUGUGUUGUAUUUACUCUGUGUUAUUGUAUUUACUCUCUUAUUUUACUCUGUGUAUUGUAUUUACUGUGUUGUUGUAUUUACUCUGUAUUAUUACUCUGUAUGACUGUAUUUACUCUGUGUUAUUGUAUUUACUCUGUAUUAUUAAUCUGUGUUAUUGUAUUUACUCUGUGUAGUGUAUCUUCUCUGUGUGUUGUAUCUACUCUGUGAUAUUACUCUGUGUUAUUGUGUCUGUGUGCAGAUGGAAAUUGACAAUGGGGAUGAGUUGACAGAGGAGUUUGUGUAUGAUGAGGUUCAUCCUAAACAGCAUGCCUUGCAGUAGGCCUUCGCCAAGCCUCGUGGACCAGCAGGGAAGAGAGGCAGUAUGCUCCUCAUCAAGAGCCCAGCGGAUGGGGAGGGCAGGCCGGAGAAAUAG
Molecule: messenger RNA, 1549 nt
Organism: Coregonus sp. 'balchen'
Lineage: Eukaryota; Metazoa; Chordata; Actinopteri; Salmoniformes; Salmonidae
Source: the annotation of a GenBank genome assembly